ACUGUUGAAACUUAACAGCUGCAACGCAUUUAUACACAUGUGCAAACUUUGCCCAUGUACGACACUCCCCAAAACCUGUGCUGCUCAACUCCAAAGAACUCCAGCGCCUUUCCAACUCCGUUCAGCCGUGGAUUUCUCUGAGUGCACAAGGAUCCUUCUCGGUCCGACAACUUUUUCCCCCUAAACUGGAACUCACUUAUAGAAAAUGUCUGCUUCAGUGCUGUCUUCCAUAUAUGAUUUCGACAGGGAAAAAGUCCCAAAUUCAAAUGCAAUCCAUCUCCAAAAUAUGCUGGAAAAGAGGAAUUUCGGGGUCCCAUUUGCUGCUUCCAAUACAAACAGCAACAGAUCUUUUGGUUAUUUCAGGAGUAACUCAUCAAACCACAUGGACUUCAACAUGAGCAACAGGCUGCAGAUCGGUUUCGAGAGCUCAACACCUGCCUUCAUGAAUAAAGAAAACAAGUACCGAGACCGUGCGUUCAGUGACACGGGGGAACGCAGUCAACAACUUCAGGAAAUUCUUCAACAAAAGCCCGGCUCUCAGAUCAACUCUACCCGCUACAAAACCGAACUCUGCCGGCCCUUUGAGGAAAACGGUUUGUGCAAGUAUGGGGAAAAGUGUCAGUUCGCUCACGGCUAUCACGAACUGAGAAACCUGUCCCGCCACCCGAAGUACAAGACGGAGCCAUGUCGCACGUUCCACACUAUUGGUUUCUGCCCAUACGGCCCUCGCUGCCACUUCAUUCACAAUGCAGAUGAGCGCAGAGCUGCUACGUGUAACGCUCAACCGAGGCUCAGCAAGGAGAUUGGUGUCCUGGAAGAGAAAGAGUCAUCAAACCCGUUCCUGAGACCGAGGGAAAGACCGAAGCUGCACCACAGCCUGAGCUUUUCCGGCUUCUCCAGCUCCUGCAGCAACGAGUCCACUUUGAUUGACAACCCAACAUCACACACGCCCCCGCUGCCCAACUGCACACUCACUACCAGUUCACCCUGUCUGAAUGUGUUCACGUUCCCCGAUCAGGAUCUUAAGGCUUUUCUUGCCCCCAUCAUCUCUCAGACCCAUAGUGCUUUUACCCAUCAUACCAGUGGUGGCUUGUACAGUAACAUCCAGACCAACGCUUGCCCCCCGUCGCCACCUUUCAAAAUGAGCCACUUUCCCUCCAUGCAUCCACUCUCAGAGUCUCCAGUGUUCGAUUCUCCACCAAGCCCGCCGGAUUCCCUCUCCGAUCCCGAAGGGUACCUGAGUGGCUCUUGCUGUUCCUCUGGCACAAUCAGUGGCUCGGAGUCGCCCAGUAUGGACGCAAAUAGACGUUUGCCAAUCUUCAGCAGGCUGUCGAUUUCAGACGAUUGACUUGCUAUUAUUGUUAUAGCCUUUUAUCCAA
Messenger RNA from Sinocyclocheilus grahami, 1379 nucleotides. Its product is annotated as zinc finger protein 36, C3H1 type-like 2-A. NCBI's taxonomy places the organism in Eukaryota, Metazoa, Chordata, Actinopteri, Cypriniformes, Cyprinidae. The transcript is spliced from 2 exons. Bases 206 to 1348 code for a protein of 380 amino acids. The record is from RefSeq and is a predicted model, not a curated record. Gene Ontology annotation, molecular function: metal ion binding; mRNA binding.